GAGGUGGGAUGUGGUUAAGGGGUGGGCAAGUACCUUCAACAGCCCCUUCCUGACUACGUCACUAUGAGAAGUUAUGUAAAUAUGCUGUUUCUCCUUUUGUGUACCCACAACUCUCUCUGAGGGAUUUUUGUGAUGUAAAAAUGAAACGUUAACAUGUGCAACUGAAUGAUCACAACACUCAGAACUGGAGCAUCUUGAGAGUGCAUCUCAAUAAAUUAGAAUGACAUGAAACAGUUAAUUUUUUCUUAGUAAAAUCCGAGCAGAAUCUCAGUUCAGCAAAAUGGCAGACAUGUCAGUGGAGGAGAUGACAACUAAAGCCAACAAUGUAACAAAUGAGUCACUUGAAAGCACUAGGCGAAUGUUACAAAUGACAGAAGAGAGUUAUAAAGUUGGGGUGAAAACAAUGACCAUGCUAGAUGAGCAAGGAGAAACACUAAAGAAUGUGGAACAGGAAAUGGACCAGAUCAGUCAGGACAUGAAACAAGCUCGAAAAAACCUGAAUGAAUUGUCCAAAUGCUGCGGCCUGUGUUUGUGCCCAUGUAACAGACUGAAGUCCAACAAGAGUGACUGGAGAAAAAAGCAAAGGAAAAAAGCAAAGGAAAACAAGCAGAAUGUGGUAUCCAGCCAACCGACUGCCGUUCGCAAUGGGCAGGCUGUUUCUGCUGGGUCAGCGGCCCCCACUGGCCCCUACAUCAAGAGAGUAACAAAUGAUGCACGAGAAGAUGAGAUGGAGGAGAAUCUGGAGCAGGUGGGGGGCAUCAUCGGGGAUCUCAAGAAUUUGGCCUUGGAUAUGGGCAAUGAGAUUGAUAAACAGAACAAAACCAUUGACCGCAUCACUGAUAAGGCUGAAGAGAAUAUAGCUUGCGCUGAUAAAGCCAACCAGCAAGUCAACAAACUUCUGUAGAGAAUGGACACUGCCAGCAUCACUCAAGAGCCUGAUUGUUUGAUCACUCACACACACACACACACACACACACACACACACACACACACAUGUUGGUUUAUGUGGUUUACGGGGACUCUCCAUAGGCAUAAUGGUUUUUAUACUGUACAAACUGUAUGUGCUAUUGCCCUACACCAACCCUACACCUAACCCUACCCCUUACAGGAAACUGACUGCAUUUUUAGAUUAAAAAAAAAAAACACCAUUUAGUAUGUUUUUUAAGCCUUUUGAUUUACGGGGACAUAGGCAGUGUCCUCAUAAACCACCUUCAAAUUGUAAUACCUCUGUCAUACCCAUGUGAUUAUACAAAUUUGUGUCCCCGUAAACCACAUAAACAUGCACACACACACACACACACACACUUUCUGCCUCACAGCAAUGAAUAGCAGCUAGUGAGUUAAGUAUUGUAAAUAGUUGGACACAUGCACACACAGAUCUAAUCCAGAGCCUCCUGUACAAUCAAGUCUUCACAUGUGAGACAAAUCUGCUGGACGCUGGAGUGCAGUUGUUUUUGCGGCUUUGCUCACUGCUGUCCUCUCAGUCUGUAAUGGAAGGAGUCUAAUCUCUCGAGACGGUGAUGGGUUUUGUCCGUCCCUCUCCCUGCACUUCAGUCAACAUGGCUAAAUGUUUCACUAAUCUGAAUGAGGGGCCAAAGACUUACGACAGAACUUUUAAUGUUGUGGUUUGCUGCCCUUAUAGCCUUUGAUGCAUGUUUGAGCUAAUGAUGUAAUGUUUGGUUUUUAUGUCAUUUUAUCUGCUUAGCUGUAUCUAUGACUGAUUAUGUUAAGACAUGAAUGGGCCUUGUGAAUACAGUUAGUCCUGUUCAGUGUUUGGGGGGAAUGUAUGGUAGUGUCCUUUUUAAUGGCAUAAUUUACCAUGCGAUAUAGGAAUAGGACAUUUCAAUGUAUCUAUUUUACUGCUAAUAAAGCCAGUAUAAUCA
This is a messenger RNA of Onychostoma macrolepis, 1883 nucleotides long. RefSeq names its product synaptosomal-associated protein 23-like. The record is from RefSeq and is a predicted model, not a curated record. The transcript is spliced from 9 exons. The coding region runs from base 281 to 904 and encodes 207 amino acids. Gene Ontology annotation, biological process: exocytosis; synaptic vesicle fusion to presynaptic active zone membrane; transmembrane transport. Gene Ontology annotation, molecular function: efflux transmembrane transporter activity; syntaxin binding; SNAP receptor activity. Gene Ontology annotation, cellular component: SNARE complex; plasma membrane. Lineage: Eukaryota; Metazoa; Chordata; Actinopteri; Cypriniformes; Cyprinidae.